AUGAUCUCCAAAUCCAAGGUGGUUGAGAACCUAGAACCUGGAGACCUGAUAGAAAUCUUCCGUCCUGGAUUUCAGCACUGGGCUGUGUACGUUGGUGAGGGAGACGUUGUUGACUUGGUUACUCUUGAAAUUUCAGCAAUCAUAUCAGAAGUGCCAGGUGAAGUGAGAAAGAUAAAACUCCAAGAUGUGGUCAACAAAGACAAUUGGCAAAAAAAUAACAUAACACAUCCAAACUAUGACACCAGUUUGAAACCCAGGCCAAAGCAAAAAAUUGUGAAUGAAGCCCUUUCACAUGUGGGGAAGAAUGUGAAGUACACUGCUGCUUUUUGGAACUGUGAGCACUUUGCCACCAAGUGCCGUUAUGGCACAGCUCUGUCUCUACAGGUGAUUAAGACGUUUGAAAAGUUUGUUGAAGUGGGAGCUGGUUUUCUAAGUUCCUUGGCUGCAUCAGCUUCCCGAGCGUCCCACUCCUCCUGA
Molecule: messenger RNA, 477 nt
Organism: Scomber scombrus (Atlantic mackerel)
Lineage: Eukaryota; Metazoa; Chordata; Actinopteri; Scombriformes; Scombridae
Product: phospholipase A and acyltransferase 1-like
Exons: 3
Coding region: 1-477 (158 amino acids)
Biological process (GO): N-acylphosphatidylethanolamine metabolic process
Cellular component (GO): cytoplasm
Molecular function (GO): glycerophospholipid phospholipase A1 activity; A2-type glycerophospholipase activity
Source: RefSeq, a predicted model, not a curated record